Molecule: messenger RNA, 1195 nt
Organism: Aspergillus ibericus CBS 121593
Lineage: Eukaryota; Fungi; Ascomycota; Eurotiomycetes; Eurotiales; Aspergillaceae
Product: S-formylglutathione hydrolase
Exons: 4
Coding region: 78-941 (287 amino acids)
Biological process (GO): formaldehyde catabolic process
Cellular component (GO): cytosol
Molecular function (GO): S-formylglutathione hydrolase activity
Source: RefSeq, a predicted model, not a curated record
UGUCAUGUUUAUAUGCCCCUCUCAUUCUCUUUCUCUUCCCAUCCACCUCGCUUCCACCCGCUCCAUCCCCAUCCACCAUGUCCGUCACCACCAAAGCCACCAUCGCCUCCUUCGGCGGCAAGCUCCUCAAGCUCAGCCAUGCCGCCACCUCCACCAAAUGCGAGAUGUCCUUCAACCUCUACCUGCCCCCUCAGGCCUUCCAGAAUCCGUCCCAGAAGAUCCCCGUCCUGAUCUACCUGUCCGGGUUGACCUGCACGGCCGACAAUUGCUCUGAGAAGGGCUUCUUCCAACACGGGGCCAGCAAGAAGGGCAUUGCUGUGCUGUACCCGGAUACCAGUCCGCGCGGCCUCAACAUCCCCGGCGAAGCCGACGCCUGGGACUUCGGCACCGGCGCCGGCUUCUACGUCGAUGCGACCAACCCACCCUACAACAACGGCUAUAACAUGUACACGUACGUGACGGAGGAACUGCCCCAGACGGUAUUCGCUGCUUUCCCGCAGUUGGAUUCCUCCCGGGUUAGUAUUACGGGUCAUAGUAUGGGUGGACAUGGAGCUUUGACUUUGUUCCUUCGGAACCCUGGCAAAUAUAAAUCCGUCUCUGCGUUCGCGCCUAUCUCGAACCCGAUUAAUUGUCCGUGGGGUCAGAAGGCUUUCUCUGGGUACUUUGGAGAGGGCCAGACGGAGAAGUGGAAGGAGCAUGAUGCUACGGAGUUGGUGAAGAAGUGGAAGGGCAGGUUGGAUGUUUUAAUUGAUGUGGGCACCGGCGACAACUUCUACAAACAAGGCCAACUUCUUCCCGAGAACUUCGAAAAGGCAGCCAAGGAGGCGGGCGUGGAGGGCGUGACGGUUCGGUACCAGCCCGAUUACGAUCACAGUUAUUUUACGAUGGCGACGUUCUCGGAUGAUCAUGUCGAACAUGCGGCUAGGUUCUUGUUUGCUUAGUGGGUUUCUCUCUUUUCUUUUCUUUUCCUUUCUCUUGGGUCUUUGUUUGGUCUUCUGGCGUGGACUUGAUUGUCUAUGUCUGUCUGUGAAGUCUUGUAUGAAAAGAAUGUUCAGGGUUCGUGGGUCGGUUCUGAUUGUGUGAAGCGAUCGGCAGGUCAGAGCACUGAUAUAGAUUGUUGGACUGGGGGAAACAUAUAUGCAUAUAUUGAAUGAGAUAACAUGAGGUCAACAUAAAUAUUAUGUACAUUGUGUUG